Molecule: messenger RNA, 870 nt
Organism: Emiliania huxleyi CCMP1516
Lineage: Eukaryota; Haptophyta; Isochrysidales; Noelaerhabdaceae
Exons: 1
Coding region: 1-870 (289 amino acids)
Source: RefSeq, a predicted model, not a curated record
AUGGCGUCCCGCGUUGCUCUUCCGCCGCCGGCAGCCCCGCCCAAGCCCGCUCCGGCCGAAGAGGACGAGGAGCUCGGCGAGCUCGCGUACUGCCAGCCGUGCGAAGAGACGGCGGAGCCGCUGCAGCGGCACGGCUCGCAGCGCUUCUCGAGCGUCGACGACCACGAGCUGGCGUGGGAACGCUACCGCGAGGCUCCGGCCUCGCUCUUUGGCUGCGCCGGCAUCAACGCGGCUGGCGUGCAGCGCAUCGACCUCCCGUUCAGGCCGCACGAGGUGGACCUCGUCGCCGAGUGGCUCGACCGCACGGACGCCGACGGUGCGGCCGGGCUCGACGCGCUGAGGCCGCUGCACCGCCUGAGCCGCUCGGACAAGCUGGCUGCCUGGCGCUCCGAGUUCAGCUCGCUCGACCUCGGCACGUACGAGGAGGCAGCGGCCGAGGACCAUUGCGGGCUCUUCAGCCACCUCUGCUGGAGCCUCCUGCUGAUCGAGCCUCACCGCUCCUUCCCGGUCCACCAGCACCCCGACAUCGAGGUCGAGUUCGUGCUGCGGGGCGCGCUCUACGAGAACCGCCUCCUCUCGCAGCCGGACGCCGUCCUCGACGCGAGCGAGGUGCCCGACAGCGGCUUCCCGCGCCUCUUCAGCGUGCACACGCACGGCGGCGGCUCCUUCUUCUCCAACCCGCGCUUCAGCGUGCACCAGAGCUACACGAUGGACGAGGGGGUCGUCAUCCUCGUGCUCUGGGCCGGCCGCCACGUCAACCUCACUGACCCGGCCGGCAAGCUCUGGGCGCCAAAGCGCUGCCGCAACCCCUUCUGCCCGAUGGGAUCGACAACGUUCGCGUCUCUGGCGGCGGUGCUGAGAGAGCAGUGA